This is a messenger RNA of Candoia aspera, 1248 nucleotides long. RefSeq names its product ADP-ribosylation factor 6-like. Gene Ontology annotation, molecular function: GTPase activity; GTP binding. The transcript is spliced from 2 exons. The coding region runs from base 83 to 610 and encodes 175 amino acids. Lineage: Eukaryota; Metazoa; Chordata; Lepidosauria; Squamata; Candoiidae. The record is from RefSeq and is a predicted model, not a curated record. Gene Ontology annotation, cellular component: cytoplasm; focal adhesion; endocytic vesicle. Gene Ontology annotation, biological process: vesicle-mediated transport; regulation of dendritic spine development; intracellular protein transport.
UGCGGGCAGGGCGGCGGCGGCAGACACGUGUUCGGUUCCGGAAGCGCGUCUUGUAUGGACUGUGAGGUCCUUGCCUGCAGCCAUGGGGAAGAUGCUGUCCAAGAUCUUUGGUAAUAAGGAGAUGCGGAUUUUGAUGCUGGGCUUAGACGCUGCUGGCAAGACCACCAUCCUUUACAAGCUCAAGUUGGGCCAACCCGUCACCACCAUCCCCACCGUGGGCUUCAACGUGGAGACGGUGACCUACAAGAACGUCAAGUUCAACGUCUGGGAUGUCGGGGGUCAGGACAAGAUCCGGCCCCUCUGGAGACACUACUACACCGGCACCCAAGGGUUGAUCUUUGUAGUGGACUGCGCCGACCGGGAUCGGAUUGAUGAAGGCCGCCAGGAGCUUCACCGUAUCAUCAACGAUCGAGAGAUGAGGGACGCCAUUAUCCUGGUCUUUGCCAACAAGCAGGAUCUCCCGGAUGCCAUGAAACCUCAUGAGAUCCAGGAGAAACUGGGUCUCACUCGCAUUAGGGACAGGAAUUGGUACGUCCAGCCGUCUUGCGCAACCUCAGGAGAAGGACUCUAUGAAGGCUUAAUGUGGCUUACAUCUAACUACAAAUCUUAAUUCUAGGGGGGUGGAUCUAGCUUGAUAAUUGGCACACACACAUCCCUAACCAAUGAUUCUUUGAAUGCACAUUCUCCUCUAUCUUUCCCCCCCCUCUUCAACUCUUCCCCAACUCCUGACAGAGAUUUAACCAGCAAAGGUGGAGGUCUGGAAGACAUUGUGGUGGUUGCAUCUCACUCUUGGAAAAUGCCUUGAUAUAUGCCGAUGGGGAAGUGGAAGGGAUGGGGGCUUUGGCCCCAAUUAACCAAAAGCCACCCAUGUGCAUUCCUUCUGUACAUUCCCCCAGCCCUGUGGUUCUCUGCACUGUGGUGUCUUCCAAGCAAGCAAUCUUAAGCCGAAGGGAAGCACCCGUGUGAAGAGUGUGAGCUGGACGCAAUUCCAGGAGCUCUGUGUUGACCUGGGGUAGGCCCCCUGCCCCCUUUUAAAGGUGAGCAACCUUGGCACCUCCAAGGAAGCUGGGCUUGCUCUGCCUUGGCUCCGCUGCAGCCUCCUGGAUGCUACCCUCUGCUGCUUUGGCACACCAGGUUGGCGGAGCAGGCCAGGCCAAGGGGGUGCUGCAUUUGCCGGGCACACUCAGGGGGAUGGGAACUCUUGAUGGAAUGCUUUGAAGGUUGAAUCUUCUAAUGCAGUGUUUUGCG